CACGUUUUCCACUAUGUGACAGCGGCGAGUCCGCGGCGGCGGCAGAGGCGGGCGGCCCUGCCGGCUACGCGCUGCUUUUGGCGGCGGAAGCGGCGGGCGCGGGGUCAGCGGGCUACACGCGGAUGGUCGGGCGGACCGGCGAGGACGUAGCUCCGCUUUGUUCGGGAGCCAGCAUGAACGGCUAUGCGGGCUACCCACCCAGCCCUGGGAACCCCUCCAAGGAGCCCCCAGAGCCCAGGCCCAGCUCAGCCCCGCUUCAGGAGGACGUGGACAUGAGCAGCAAUGAGACCCAGGAGAACUGCUCGACGGGGCGGGACUCACAGGGCAGCGACUGUGACGACAGCAGCAAGGAGCUGGGGAUGCUGGUGGAGCCGCCCGCCACUGGCCAGGGUCCAGAUGCCUUCAGCCUGAUGACGGCGAAGUCUGACCACAAUGCGUCCACGAGCGGCUGCAGCAGCGAGCAGUCCACCAAGGCGGACGCCCAUAGAGAGCUGAUCAAAACCCUGAGGGAGCUGAAGGUCCACCUCCCCGCGGACAAGAAGGCCAAGGGGAAGGCCAGCACCCUGGCGACCCUGAAGCACGCCCUGAGGAGCGUGAAGCAGGUGAAAGCCACCGAGGAGUAUUACCAGCUGCUGAGGGCCAGCGAGAGCCACGCCUGCGGCGCCGACGUGCCCUCCUGCACCGUGGAAGAGAUCGAGGGCGUCACCUCUGAGUUCAUGGCGAACAAUGUGGAUAUGUUUGCUGCAGCUGUGUCCCUGGUUACUGGGAAGAUCCUGUACAUCUCUGACCAGGUCGCCUGCAUCUUUCACUGCAAGAGGGACACCUUUCACGAUGCCAAAUUUGUGGAGUUCCUGGCGCCCCACGACGUCAGCGUGUUCCACAGCUCCACCACGCCCUGCAAGCUGCCGCCCUGGAGUGUCAGCCGUGGAGCAGAUUCUUUUACUCAAGAAUACAUGGAGGAGAAAUCUUUCUUCUGCCGCGUCAGCGCCGGGAAAAACCAUGAGACUGAGGUCCGCUACCACCCGUUCCGCAUGACGCCCUACCUGGUCAGGGUGCGGGGCCUGCAGGGCGCCGAGGGCCAGCUGUGCUGCGUGCUGCUGGCCGAGAGAGUGCACUCGGGCUACGAAGCCCCUAGAAUCCCUCCUGAAAAAAGGAUUUUUACCACCACACAUUCGCCAAACUGUUUGUUCCAGGACGUGGAUGAAAGGGCAGUCCCCCUCCUGGGCCACCUGCCUCAGGACCUGGUCGAUACCCCCGUGCUCUUGCAGCUGCAUCCCAGUGACAGGCCCCUGAUGCUGGCCGUCCACAAAAAGAUCGUGCAGUCCGGUGGACAGCCUUUCGACUGCUCCCCGAUUCGGUUCCGCACCCGCAACGGGGAGUACGUCACCCUGGACACCAGCUGGUCCAGCUUUGUCAACCCGUGGAGCCGGAAGAUCUCCUUCAUCAUCGGGAGACACAGAGUCAGGGUGGGGCCUUUGAAUGAGGAUGUGUUCUCAGCCCCGCCACGCAUGGAGGAGAAGGCCCUGCACCCCAGCAUUCAGGAGCUCACGGAGCAGAUCCACCGGCUGCUGCUGCAGCCCGUCCCCCACAGCGGCUCCAGUGGCUACGGGAGCCUGGGCAGCAACGGGUCUCACGAGCACCUCAUGAGCCAGACCUCCUCCAGCGACAGCAACGGCCAGGAGGACUCCUGCCACAGGAGAGCUGAAAUCAGUAAAAAUGGUAACAAGGUCAAAACCAAAAGUCAUUAUCCUGACGAACCAGGAGGAAAAACGAGCAAGUCUGCUUCAGAAAUGCAGAGCAGUUCCCCGACUCAGAUAAAAGCUGUCCUGGCUGUGGAAAAGGACAGCUCUGGUGCCAGCCUGCCCGAGGCUGGCCUGCCCGAGGAGCUGGCCUGCAGAAACCAGCCCGCCGGCUCCUACCAGCAGAUCAGCUGCUUGGACAGCGUCAUCAGGUACCUGGAGAGCUGCAGCGAGGCCACCACCCUGAAGCGCAAGUGUGAGUUCCCGGCCAACCUCCCCACCCCAAAGGCCAGCGACAAGCGGAAGGCCACCGCCAGCCCUGGGCCACGUUCUGCAGAGACGGCGUCGCCCUCCAAGGUGAACAGCCACACGGACGUCAGCGCGCACUUGACCUCGCUGACACUGCCCGGCAAGGCGGAGAGCGUGGUGUCCCUCACCAGCCAGUGCAGCUACAGCAGCACGAUCGUCCACGUGGGCGACAAGAAGCCCCAGCCCGAGCUAGAGACGGCUGAAGAUGCUGUGAGCGGGCCCGAGUCUCUGGAUUGCCGGGCGGGCCCCGCUGUGCCCUGCAGCCUCGGCCAGGACAAGGAGCCCUUCAGGAAGCUGGGCCUCACCAAGGAGGUGCUGGCCGCCCACACCCAGAAGGAGGAGCAGAGCUUCCUGCUGAAGUUCAAAGAAAUGAGGAAACUCCAUAUUUUCCAGUCUCGCUGCCAUCAUUACUUACAAGAAAGAUGCAAGGGGCCGUCGAGUGAAAGAACUGCUCCUGGACUAAGAAAUACCUCUGGAAUAGAUUCCUCUUAAAAAACCGGGAAGAACAGAAAACUGAAGUCCAAACGGGUCAGGCCUCGAGACUCCUCAGAGAGCACCGGGUCUGGGGGCCCCGAGCUGCACCGGCCCCCACUGGUGGGCCUCAGCGCCACAGCCUGGUCGCCGUCAGACACGUCCCAGUCCAGCUGCCCAACGGUGCCCUUCCCUGCCCCAGUGCCAGCUUACUCCCUGCCCGUGUUCCCCGCCCCGGGAAUAGUGCCGGCACCCAGGACCGUUGCAGCAGUGCCCGUGGCUCCCCACGCUGGCUUCACGGUGCCCAUGGACGCCCAGCAUGAGUUUGUGGUCCAGCCCCCGCCGCUCGCCGGCCCCUUGGCCCCCGUCAUGGCCUUGGUGUUACCCAGUUACUCCUUGACACCGGUGAGCCCGAACCUGCCCCAGGCCUUCUUCCCCGGCCAGCCUAACUUUCCCUCCGAGAUGACCCCUGCCUCACAGCCUGACUUCCCUGGGCGGACCUCACCCCUCAAACAGCCGUACCCUUGUCCUCGGGCAGAGUGUGGGCCACCAGGGUCCCGCAUGGCCACCCCGCCAUCAGCCGCUGGGCCCACGGGCAGGACCUCCCCGCCCCUCUUCCAAUCCCGUGGAAGUUCACCCCUGCAGCUCAACCUGCUGCAGCUGGAGGAGGCCCCCGAGGGCAGCACUGUGGCUGCAGGGACCACAGGGACCCCAGGGACAAUGAGUGCAGGGCCGGACUGCAAGCCUGGCGCGUCCUGGGACCAGCCGCUGAUGGCACUGCCCAUGGGCGACGAGCCCGCGGACGCCCAGAACAGCGACGCCCUGUCCACGUCCAGUGGCCUGCUGCACCUCCUGCUGCACGAGGACCUCUGCUCGGCCACCGGCUCAGCUCUGUCCGGAAGUGGGGCUUCCGCCACCUCCUGCUCCCUGGGCUCUGGCUCGCUGGGCUGCGAUGCUUCCGGUAGUGGGACAGGCAGCAGUGACACAAGUCAUACCAGCAAAUACUUUGGAAGCAUCGACUCUUCAGAGAAUAACCACAAAGUGGAAGUGAAGGCCGACUUGGGAGGAAGUCAGCGCUUCACCAAGUGCGUCCUACGGGACCCCGUCUGGCUCCUGACGGCCGACACCGACGACAGCGUCAUGAUGACAUACCAGAUGCCCUCCCGAAACUUCGAAGCGGUUCUGCAGGAGGACAGGGCGAGGCUGAAGGCGCUGCAGAGGUUCCAGCCCCGGUUCACAGAGGGGCAGAGGCAGGAGCUGCAGGACGUCCACCCAUGGGUGCGGUCAGGCGGCCUCCCCGCGGCCCUCGACGUGGCGGAAUGUGUUUACUGUGAAAACCAGGGACUGGGCAGUAUCUGUGUGCCGUGUGAGGAGGGUGUCCCCACGCUGGGGCUCGGCGAGACGGCAGACACCAAAGUGUGCACCGUAUGAGGAGGGUGUCCCUGCGUUGGGGCUCGGCGAGACAGGAGACACCAAAGAAGAGGAAACUGGCCCUGCCCCGAGUCACAGGAACAGGGGGCAGAUGUAAACCCCCAGCCCGACAGCCAGCGGUCCACACUGAAUGGUGCUCUGAAGAGAGGAAGUGUCUUCACCCCGGUUUCUAAUCAAAUGGACACAUACACUUACAAUGGCUUUUUUUGCUUUAGAAAAAAAAAAAACCCUUACUUUUCUGAAGGGGUGACUUAAAACUAUGGAGGGUAGGAAAGGUUGGAGAAGAAAUUUUUUAUAUAUUUAUAAUAUAAAGAUGGAGUUUUCCGGGACAGGGAAGAGAUUUUCAUCGUUGUUUAACUUGAGAAAGACUGGCCCCCUCUGGAAGCGUCAGGGAGGGGCUGAGCGGGCUCCGGGGGCCUCUGUCCGGUGCUUGGUGUCCGUGGGCUUCCCCGUGGGCUGUCCGGAGGCAUCGCACCAGGCUGUGCCUAACAGCUCGGAUGCUGCAGGUGACUCCGAGCUGAGGGACCAGCCUUCCAGAACUUCCCCAGGGUGUGUUUGGAUCAGAUCAAAUUCUGUCUUCGCCAGGGGGCUGCUUUUUAUCUAAAUCAUUUAGUCAGACUAGGCGUUUUGAAAACAUGCCAAGUGGAGACCAUGGGGUCUCCCAGUUUUCUUUCAAAGUCUUUUGCAUUAAAUAGUGUGAAGCAUAGUUCGGCCAACCAGCAGCUUCAGCUUCACAUACGUGGCAAACAUUUCAACCUGAUGUAUCUUAAGUUUGAGGUGAACAAGGUUGAAAUGCUCGCUCUGGACUAAAGAAGCCUGGUGUUCUGUGUGACCAACUGCAGCAUAGAAACACGCACCGUCAGAAGUAUACAGACCCCUCGGUAUAUUUCUACAUCACUCUCGUAUCCUGUUCAGACCGGGUCAGCCAAAAUGUAGAUAAAAAUAGGUUGCCGUCAUCCUCUGAUGGUGUCUUGUCUCCGCAAACCAGGCUUUGAUCGUUGCAUUUGGGACCCACUCGUGUUUCUUCUUGAGUUGGCACCUCCCGGUGCGUUCUCCUGGCAGUCAGCAGCCGCUGAGCUGGUGGCUGAGUCUGUGUUUUCCAGGGGGCUGUAAGCUCACCCCUCUCCCCGCACCCUGGGCUGAGACACUGACCCUGGUCCUUUUCAUGAGCCCGACCGCAUCGGGGCAGCUGUCCGGUCUCUGCAGUGAUGUCCACUAGUGUCACUGGCACCUUCAGGCGAAUGGGACACUUGGAAAAGAGUGAGACCAGACUGCCCAACUUUUUGCAAAACCUCACAUUGCAUCCUAUAUGCCAAAGAUUGUUUGGGAAAAUGUUACAUUGGCCCCUGGAGUGUGUGAGAAGGUACCAGCGAUGGAACGGUUGGCUCACAAUUGGGCUGAGUCUAUAGAAGCUAAAAGCAUGCAGCUUUUCCCUUGCUCUUUGGUGGAGAAGCGGCUGCUGGAAUAGGUGAAGUCUCGCUGCAAUCCAGUUGAUUUUCAGAGUAGAACCAUUUUAUGCCUGAAUAUCAAUCCUACUUCUCAUAAAUUCAAGCACAAAAACAGUGUUUAAUUUUUUUUAAAUUUACAAAGUAACAUCGCCUUCAGAUACUCAAGACGAGGUGUACGUAGUCUGUGUGUCUGUGUGGCAAUUAGAUGCUACAAACUGCUUCCUGCCUCUAAAGUCAGAGCAUUAAGGGGUUAGACUGUAGGUAGUCGAAGUUGCAUUUACGUUACCUAAAGAAAACUGCCAAAACCUUCUCUAUGUUCUGAAUGUUUACCAUCAGCAUCGUCUUACUAGUCAUGUCUACUCGUUGGUUGUUAACUGCGUAGCUGCAACGUGUGCUGAGACGUUGCCAGUAGGAGCAUUUUGUGAAAUUGUUUACACGGUGCCACGCAUCGAGUCUUACGUUUUCUCUAGUAUGUGUGCUUACACGGGUGUUAUAAAGACUUUUUCUCGAUUUUAAACUGAGCCUUCUUUUUAAUAUACUCCUAAAAAGAUAUGUAAAUAAGCUCUCAGAGUCUGUGUAAGGACGUGUGAAGCCUUGCCGGACAAGUGGUUUGUUCACGCGCAAACCCCCUUCUUCACCCAGUGCAAUGUGUUGGUUGGACUGCUUGUGUCUUUUUAUGACUUUUAUGCCUUUUAGAAAAUUGGUAAAUAAAGCAAGUAUAUUUUUAUUUUUA
Vicugna pacos (alpaca) is the source of this 6131-nucleotide messenger RNA. The record is from RefSeq and is a predicted model, not a curated record. NCBI's taxonomy places the organism in Eukaryota, Metazoa, Chordata, Mammalia, Artiodactyla, Camelidae.